Durio zibethinus is the source of this 423-nucleotide messenger RNA. Its product is annotated as Heavy metal transport/detoxification superfamily protein. The record is from RefSeq and is a predicted model, not a curated record. Gene Ontology annotation, molecular function: metal ion binding. NCBI's taxonomy places the organism in Eukaryota, Viridiplantae, Streptophyta, Magnoliopsida, Malvales, Malvaceae.
GAGAUGAGAGUUCAUAUGGAUUGUGCUGGAUGUGAAAGCAAGGUGAAAACUGCUCUUCAGAAACUCAAAGGCGUCGACGAAGUUGACACUGAUAUGGGCACGCAAAAGGUGACGGUCAAUGGAUAUGCUGACCAGAAAAAGGUUCUUAAAACUGUUAGGAAAACCGGCCGGCGAGCCGAGCUGUGGCAGCUUCCCUACAAUCCAGAGCACCACAGUUUUGCUAAUCACUACAAUCAACACCAAUGCAAUGGCCCCUUGACAUAUUAUGCACCCCAACCUUCCUCUUCUUACAAUUACUAUAAGCAUGGAUAUGAUAGCAAUGAUCCUGCCUAUUAUCGUCACCCUGCUCACUCUACUAUUUUUGGUCAUCAAACUGGUUCAGCUUUUAGUGAUGAGAAUCCUCGCGCUUGUUCUAUGAUGUGA